Bufo gargarizans (Asiatic toad) is the source of this 1191-nucleotide messenger RNA. It is a transcript of the gene BAK1, whose product is annotated as BCL2 antagonist/killer 1. The record is from RefSeq and is a predicted model, not a curated record. Gene Ontology annotation, molecular function: protein homodimerization activity; protein heterodimerization activity. Gene Ontology annotation, biological process: extrinsic apoptotic signaling pathway in absence of ligand; intrinsic apoptotic signaling pathway in response to DNA damage; regulation of apoptotic process. The coding region runs from base 158 to 763 and encodes 201 amino acids. Lineage: Eukaryota; Metazoa; Chordata; Amphibia; Anura; Bufonidae. Gene Ontology annotation, cellular component: mitochondrial outer membrane. The transcript is spliced from 6 exons.
GGAUCCUUGGAGUACGUUGAACCCUUCCCUCGGUCUUGUUCCAUCUAUAAGUCAUGGCAAAUGGAGGUGGAGAUAAUACUAAUGCAGCUGUAGUUGAGGAAGAAGGAUCCUUGGAGUACGUUGAACCCUUCCCUCGGUCUUGUUCCAUCUAUAAGUCAUGGCAAAUGGAGGUGGAGAUAAUACUAAUGCAGCUGUAGUUGAGGAAGAAGAGCAGCAUGCAGAGGCUGUUUUCCUUAGCUACACAUUUCACAUGACGGCAAUGAGAAGUGAAAAUGAGGAGUCGAGGCCACUAAGUUCUGAAAUAGAAGAUGCAAGACAAAGUGACCGAGAUUUAGACAAUUUGGGGAAGCAAUUAGCUGCAAUUGGUGAUGACAUAUAUAAGCGAUAUGAGACAACAUUCGACAAUUUCCUUAAAGACUUGGACCCCAACCUGGAAAAUGCUUACGAUAUCUUCAAAAAAAUAGCUUCCAGUGUUUUUGAAACAGAGGUGAACUGGGGACGUAUUUUAACCCUGCUUGGUUUUGGGUAUCGGAUGGCUGUCUACAUUUGGAAAAAAGGACAGCAUGGAUUUUUAAAGAAAAUUGCUCGGUGUGUUGCUAGAUAUCUGGUGGAAAGUAGCAUUGCACGUUGGAUAGCCAGACAAGGUGGUUGGGAUGCUGUCCUUACACUAACUAAUAACAGUAUUAAAUAUGUACUCAUGGCUUUGGGUGUCGUUCUGAUCCUGCAAUUUGUAAUGUGUCGCUUAUCGUCAUCUGACCACUAAGGACUGGACAAAUUUGUUGGAAUAUGUUAGGCCAUCAAUCAGGUGAACGUCAUGAAUUAUGUCUAUUCAUACAUCCAUGAAGACUCCAAUUUGUGAAUAAACAAUGUUCCUUUUUAACCCAAUAUGAUCUAUGGGUUAAUUCUUAAAGACUAGAUUAUAUAUGUUUUGGAAUUUUCAUUUUAAAGACCAAGGGGAGAUUUAUCAGAUUCCACCUUUCAUUUUCCAGUGAAGCUGUGAAAAAUGAAAGAUGGAAUCUGGUUGCUAUGGGCAGUUCUACUUUGCACCAGUUUGAUAAAUCUCCCUCCCAAGCAAAGUCAUGUAAGAGCUAAUUUGUAACUUUUUGAUGUUACUGUCUCAGGGAAUAAAGGGAAAAUUGUUAUUCGAUAUCUUGAAUUUAUUCACGUUUUAAUAAAUGUCCCUUUUAACAA